AUUAAUCUCACCUAUACGAAGCGAGAAUUUCCAUAUCCUCUUGAACACGGAAGUGAGUUCAGUCUGCUGCAUAGGUGGGUCAAAAGACUUACGGUUGUUUGAGGAAUACUCAUUGUCUUGACCAAAGUAAUCUGUAGCAAUGGGAAAGCAUGGAAAACAUGGACAUUAUAGAAGGAGUAGUAGCAGUUCUUCAAGCUCCAGUGAUGAUGAACGUGACCCCUAUAAAAGGCAAAAGAAGGAACAGAAAAGAAUACAGAAACUGAUAAAGAAGGGCAAACUACCAGUGGGAUUUGUUGGUCCGCUUCCACCACAGUACCAGAAGAUAUCUAAGAAAGGCUAUGGGUAUCCUCAGGGAGUACCAGGUGGGUACCCUGCACCUGGUGGGUACCCUGCCCCAGGAGGCUAUCCUAUGGGUUCCCAAGCCCCACCCCCAGCAGCAGGGUAUAACCCUCCACCCCCAGGAAUGGCCUAUCCACCCCAGCCUGGCAUGGCAGGAGGAGCUUACCCGCCACCCCCAGUUGCAUACCCACCUCCAGCAGGUGGAGCACCACCCUUCUCUGCACCUCCACAGCAACCAUAUCCUGGGCAGCAGCCGUAUCCUGGGCAACAGCCAUACCCAGGGCAACAGCCGUAUCCUGGACAACAGCCUUAUCCACAUAAGCCUUCAGGUGUAACUCCACCUAAUGGUCAGCAACCGGGUAGCUAUCCUGCACAGUCUCAAUCUGGGUAUUCCUCUGGGCCUGGUCAGCCACCUUCCAGCUAUCCAGCCCAACCACCCACAGGAUAUCCAGCCCAACCAUCUGGGUAUCCAGCCCAGCCUAGCACUGGGUAUCCGGCCCAGCCUAGCACUGGGUAUCCAGCCCAGCCUAGUACUGGGUAUCCGGCCCAGCCUAGUACUGGGUAUCCAGCCCAGCCAGCUGCAGGUAAUUAUCCAGCUCAGCCACCUGCCAGCUAUCCAGCACAACCAACAGGGUAUUCCUCUGGUUCAGCUCCGGGCUAUUCUCAGCCAUCUGCUCCUGCUGGUGCUCCAUAUCAUCCUUCAGCAGGUGGACCAUCAGCUCCACCUCCUGCAAGCUAUAGUGGUGGCGGUAUGGCUCAGGCAACAGCAGAAUUUGACAAGUUGAAGAUUGGAGGCACAGCAGAGCAGUUUGUUGGAACUAUACAUCCAGCAAACUACAUGUCAUUUAGUGCAGAAAAAGAUGCUGAAGUGUUGAGAAAAGCCAUGAAGGGUUUGGGAACUGAUGAGCAAGCUAUAAUUGGAGUUUUGUCCAAAAGGUCCAAUCAGCAACGACAAGAAAUAGAGAAAAUGUUUAAGACCAUGUAUGGCAAGGACCUUAUUCGUGAAUUGGAGUCAGAGCUGAGUGGAGAUUUAAAGGAGGCCAUCAUGGGUUUAUUUAAACCAAAUGCUUAUUAUGAUGCUUGGUCUCUUCACAAUGCUAUGGUGGGACUUGGCACCAAAGAAUCAGUGUUGAUUGAGAUACUAUGCACCAGAACCAAUGCACAAAUAAAGCAAAUUGUCCAAGCAUACAAAGAUCAUUUCAAACGUGACCUUGAGCGUGACAUUAUGGAUGACACAAGUGGACAUUUUAAAAGACUGCUGAUUUCAUGCUGCCAGGGUAACCGAGCUGAGCUUACUGAUGCUCAGUGGCAGCAGGUGUUCAGCAGCGGUCCGGAGGCUGUAAUAGACAGAGCCCUGGCCAGGAGGGAUGCAGAGGAACUAUUCAGGGCUGGCGAGAAACAACUGGGUACCGAUGAGUCCACUUUCCUGAGGAUAAUGGCUACACGAAAUUACUAUCAGAUGAGAGCAACAUUUGAGGAAUAUGCUAAAGUAUCUGGCCAUGAUAUUUUGCAAGCAAUAAGCAGUGAAAUGUCUGGCAGUCUUGAAGAUGCUUUUACUGCACUAGUGAUGAGCUGCAGGGACAGACCUGAGUUCUUUGCCACAAAGCUACAUAAAGCUAUGCAAGGACUAGGAACAGAUGACUCCACUUUGAUCAGAAUAAUUGUGUCGAGGUCUGAGGUUGACCUUCAGAAUAUAAAGCAGGCAUUCCUUCGGAAAUAUGGGAAGCCUCUUAUGAAAAUGGUGGAGGGUGAAACAAGUGGAGAUUACAGGCGCCUUAUGUUGGCACUUAUUGGUGGAAACUAAUAAUACAUAAAUAAAAAAUAAUAAUGAAUAAUUCUGAAAAAAGGUUUACCCCUGAAUCUGGAAAGUGGAAGCAUAUAUAUCUGAUAAUAGCCAAUGUGUCAGAAGUCAUUACCAUAACCAAUAGUUAUGUAUUGCAAUAUAUUAACAUCACAUGUAGAGCAAAAAUAUGUUCACAUGAUAAAUAAGGCAUUACCUUUCAGCUCAUCAUGAAAGAAAUAAACUGGAUUAAUCAUGAUUAUUGAAAUAAAUUGGAUUUUGAAUAAUGUGAUUGCAAUUUUAUCUAUAAUGACGAACUUUUAAAAAAACUAUGUCAAAUUAUCACUUAUUUCAAUUUUAACAUUAGGGUAAUGUGGUGAAAAAUUGGACUAAUCCAUUGGUGCAAAUACUGUGGAAGAUGUGUAUCUGAUCUUGAUAUGUGGCAAAAUAUGUAGAAAUUUUUCAAAUAAAGCGAUCCGCUGUA
This is a messenger RNA of Lingula anatina, 2603 nucleotides long. RefSeq names its product annexin A5. The record is from RefSeq and is a predicted model, not a curated record. Gene Ontology annotation, cellular component: plasma membrane; nucleus; vesicle membrane. Gene Ontology annotation, molecular function: calcium-dependent phospholipid binding; phosphatidylserine binding; calcium ion binding. Lineage: Eukaryota; Metazoa; Brachiopoda; Lingulata; Lingulida; Lingulidae.